AUGACAAGUAGUGAGCAGGCUGAGGCUGCAACAGUGACAGCAAUGAUAGAAGUGGCAUCCAUACCAGAGACAGAUCAUGAAACCUACAGCCCCCGAUUCCUUAUAGAGGGUCCUAGAAUGCUCUUGCUAGAUCCAGGAGACCCUGAGACUCUGAAAACAGAACAGAAGUUCCUGGAGAGCAUUCGGGCUGUGCUGGGCUCAGUAUCCAGAGGUUAUAGUGUGUCUGUGCUGAUUAGGGGCAGAGAAGCCAAGCAGCCAGAUCUGGUUCCUCAGCUCCUGGCAAUGCUGUUUGAGGAGAUUCAACCUGCAGAAUCUGCCUUUCAACCCUCCCUCAGGACCCUAAGUCUAGUGCAGCUCAGUUCUAGUGGGAAGGGUCAAGACUUAUUAUCUGGAGCAGGGGACCUGAGCUUGCUGGAGGUGUACCCACUGGGUCUGGUAGUGGAAGGAGCUAGUGAAGCAGAGGUCCUUGACUCCAAAUCUGGCUGCCAACUUUACCUCAAGGCAAUGGAGGGCUUGGACAGGGCCUGCUCCCUUCUUACUGUGACAUUUUCCUGCCUGGAGCCCAGCACCAUCAAGAGGCCCUGGGUCAGAAGCCUGUGUCGAGGCUCACUGAGAGUCCUGCAGCUCCCAGAAGCUCCGGACUGCCCUUUAUUGCUAGCACUGGCAGGGAAAACCUCCAAGGCCCAUGUGGGCUCAUUGCUUUGGACUGUGACUCAGUUACUCUUCGGGAAUAGUUACAGUAGCCUGCUGCUCUACUUGGAUCCCCGAGUCACCCCUUUGGGGCUGCUCCUGGCCUCACUAUCAGGGGCUAAAAGAGCCCAGGACCCAGCUCAGUCAAAGCAGGUUUCUCCCAUACUGUGGGAUGCUUCAGAAGAAAUUCAGGCUCGGCGUGCAGCUGUUCAGGCCCUGCGCUCUGGGCUUUCUGGAGCCACUCUGCAGGAGAGUCAGCUUACCCAGCUAAGCCUGGUGCUCAGGGAAUUGAAGGUAUUGAAAAACCAAAGCCGGUACUGUGAGACUAUGAUGCUCAAGGGACCUGGAGCCUCUGCACCUGGGCUUCCAAACAUGCAGCCCCCUGACGUAGCACUGCAGUUUAUGUUAGCACGGGCCCAUAGGCAGCUGCUCCAGGAGCAUCACCGAUCCCAGGUCCAAGAGGAACUGAGCUGCUUGAGGCAAGACAAGAAAAUAGCAACAGAUCAGGUUACAAAUACCGAUGUUCAUUAGGCCCCAGACCUAUCUGCUGAGAAUCUGAGCUGGAGGCAGGAUCAUGAAGCACUGGCCUUACAAGUGGAGGCUCUGAGAUUGGAGCGAGAUGCAGCUGAACAGGACCUAGAGGCCCUGUACAAGCUGUAUGUCCAAGGAGCCCGGACACAGACUUGCCACAUCUUGCAGGUGUUCCAGGCUUGUCAGGGGCUGUGGAAGGAGCGGGCUACUGCCAGAGAGUUACAUCAUCGAAUCCUGUUGGCUGGAGUCUUACAGGAUGCCAUCUCUCUGGCCACACAGAACCAACAGCUCCAAGUCCAGAAUGAGCAGCUCAAGAAGGGUGAGGAUUAUGAGAAGGAGAAGUGUAGGAAAGAAGUGGGGUUCAAAUGA
This is a messenger RNA of Gracilinanus agilis (Agile Gracile Mouse Opossum), 1590 nucleotides long. RefSeq lists its product as uncharacterized. The transcript is spliced from 14 exons. Lineage: Eukaryota; Metazoa; Chordata; Mammalia; Didelphimorphia; Didelphidae. The record is from RefSeq and is a predicted model, not a curated record.